CGACGCGCGCGCGUGGUGGGAGUGAAACCGUUCGCGGGAUCGGCGGUGAAGGUCUGGUCUGGCUUGGUCUGGCUCGCUCGGGGAAAACGGGUUCGCGAUCGUACGUUCUCACGCGAUACCGAGAAUCUCUCGCGAGAGGGAGAACAUCCGCUGUCCAACGCUCCCGUCGUCCCUUCGUCCUUUCGAGCAACACGCGUUAUUAUACGCAUCUUUGGAGGAGGUCGGAGAACGUCUGCGAAAGGAUAUAGUCCGUGAAAGCAUUGAAUGCACGGGAGUGCGAGCUGCAAAGGUUCGGAGUGUUCGGAGGGGCAAUAAAUUUCAAUUCCCCGUUGUUGAGUUGUUUUGUACACGCGCGUGUGCGCAAAUACGUCGCGUUUGGUGCUGAUCGCAGCCGACUUCAGGUGGCUCGGAACGCUCGGAGCAUCGGCGCCAUCGGCAGAGAGGAGCAUCCGAGCGCGUUCUGCUCCGAUACGAGCAUACACACAGCUGCUGUCGUCGUUCCCGCGUCUCGAGAGGUCAACGUGUCGUGACGGCGGCAACGAGACGACGUAAACGGAACAGCUCCCGGGGAGAAGGUGUAUCAUCGAGCGUGUGUAUGCUGCAAGAUCUGGAGAAGACUUCACGAAUGGAGGCACGGCAGGUUGACGUAUGAAUGGUGUCGAGGUCACAGGGACGCACGCCACGUACGUGAAUCCACUUGACAAGAUGUCAACGACCACCGACGUCAGUGACUUGGCGGCAGCGGCGGUGGCGGAUCUCCCUAAGGAAGGGACGCCGAUUUUCCUGCAGACCCGCGCGGCCCAGGUCAUCGCCGGUGUGUUCGUGUCCGUGGCGCUUUUCCUCACCUGCCAGCAGAUUUACCAGCAUCUCAGGUGGUACACGAAUCCAACGGAGCAGAGAUGGAUAGUGCGAAUUUUGUUCAUCGUACCCAUCUAUGCUGUCUACUCCUGGAUCUCGCUGCUGUUCUUCAACAGCGAGAGCUACUACGUUUACUUUUUCACAGUACGGGACUGUUACGAGGCGUUUGUUAUAUAUAACUUUCUGUCACUGUGCUACGAGUACCUAGGCGGCGAGGGCAACAUCAUGUCUGAGAUCAGGGGCAAGCCGAUACGCUCCAACUGCCUAUACGGCACCUGUUGCCUGGUUGGGAAAACCUACACCAUUGGCUUCUUGAGAUUCUGCAAGCAAGCCACUUUGCAGUUCUGCCUGGUUAAGCCAGUGAUGGCAUUUGUCAUCAUAUUUCUACAAUCCUUUGGCCAUUAUAGAGACGGAGAUUGGUCGCCCGACGGUGGUUACAUUUACAUCACGAUUAUUUACAAUAUUAGCGUGUCGCUUGCGCUUUAUGGUCUGUUUCUGUUCUACUUUGCUACGAGAGACCUGCUGACGCCGUUCGAGCCUGUGCUCAAGUUUUGUACAGUGAAGAGUGUCAUCUUUUUAUCAUUUUGGCAAGGAGUUCUGCUAGCGAUCUUGGAGAAAGCGAAUGUCAUUUCACCCGUCAUAAACAGUUUGGGUCAAUCAACGAGCGCUGGUACAGUCUCCGCCGGUUACCAAAAUUUCCUCAUUUGUAUCGAGAUGUUAUUCGCUGCUAUAGCUUUACGUUACGCGUUCCCGUAUCAAGUAUACGCAGCUGGCUGUGUUACUGACUCCAGGGGUAGAAGCGUGACGAUGCAGAGUAUCAGUAGCAGUUUGAAAGAAACGAUGAAUCCAAAAGAUAUUAUGACCGAUGCCAUCCAUAAUUUCCAUCCACAGUAUCAGCAGUAUACACAAUAUAGCGCAGGGGGCCCGAAAGGACAACGUGGUAUGCGAGUAUCCAGCUUCGAUCCGGAUGAUCCGCAAAACAUACCGGUGCCACCACCGCAAAGACGAAACACUUCUCACCAGCGUGUCGCUACAAUUUCGCAAAAUUAUAACGAGAAAACAAUGUUAUUGAGUAGUGACGACGAAUUUCAAUAAAGCACACGCGUUUCAGGAAAAUAUGACUUACGCUCGAAAAUUGAAUCAACAAAUGCGAGAUUUCAUAACGCGAAACUUCCAUAAACCUCAAGAGAUCUGCUUUUAAGAGGGGGGGGGGGGGUGCAAGAGAUAAACUAUAUAAAAGAUUCACACACUCAUAACAAAUUUAAUUAAAUAUAAAAACAUUCUCUCACGGACUAUAAAAGAGGGGAUAAAAUAAAAAGGGAAAAGAGUGCAGGAAAGGACAUCGCGCUGGGCAUAAGAGCUGCUUGCGUUUCACUGUAAUAGUUCCAUAAUGUUACAUCCAUGUUAAUAUAUGUAUUAUGUUAUAACAUACGAGUAAAGAAAUAGAGUAGAGGAUAUUUAUUUUACUAUGCUGGCGUGUUUGAGAGGCAGUGUUAACCGUACACCCGUGGCUCUACUACGACACUGCAAGAGGAAUUAACUGCACGAUAAUACUUACUCUUCGUAAUGGAUAAAUAAUUGUAUAGUACUUAAUUUCACGCGCGGUAUAUAUCGCGUCUUCUCGGAAUACAGUUCGUACGUAAGCGUCGACACUUGUUUACACUUUUGUAUCUGUUUUUAUUUACGCGUUGCAUUUAACAAACUUGUGCAAUCUCGUAUUCAUAUUUGUAGAAAGCCUCGCGAGCCACAGGAAUAUUUGCGUCCUUCUCCAAAAGUUCUGUAAAACAAUGUUCCUUCUUUGGUCUCUUACGAAAUUCAUACAUGUAUAUAUCACCGAUGUAGAUUAGAUCUGAAAAUGCGGAGAAGUUGACGAGUUUUCCUUCUCGACGAAAGUCUUUCGAUGUAAAAAAAAAGAAAUACGACAAUUAUAUGCGCAAGAAAGAUGAUCGAUGAGCAUCAUGUUAGACAUGAAUAAACAUUUGGUAUUUGGUGUCUUACGUGUGUACAACUGUGUAUAAUCCUUAUAUUUUUUUUAAAAGCAUAAGAAACGAUCGAAGUUAACAAAGAUCUAUUUUAUAUGACAGCACGUUGUGCCGAAAUCUUUCGUCGCCGUUUAAGAACAAAGUAAAACGUGUAAAUCUGUGAACAAAUUUUAUUGUCCUAUUACAUCUCGUAAUAAAGAUAAGACACAACUA
This is a messenger RNA of Monomorium pharaonis (pharaoh ant), 3053 nucleotides long. It is a transcript of the gene Tmep, whose product is annotated as transmembrane protein 184B. The record is from RefSeq and is a predicted model, not a curated record. Gene Ontology annotation, molecular function: transporter activity. Gene Ontology annotation, biological process: transport. The transcript has 6 exons. Lineage: Eukaryota; Metazoa; Arthropoda; Insecta; Hymenoptera; Formicidae. The coding region runs from base 649 to 1953 and encodes 434 amino acids.